CUCUAUCUCAUCCAAAUUCAUAUUUUCGAAUCUCUUUCUACAUUCAUCGUAUAUUCCUUCUCAAUCUAUACUUUCUGCACUUUCCGAUCACUCUUCUCAACUUCACUUUCACUCGAUCGUCACAUCACAACCUGUUUCCUUGAAUCUUCUCUUUCUUCUGUCCACAUCUUCCUUAAUCGGAAUACUUCACCUCCACCUUUUCGCUAGGUUGUGGAAUCAACAUCGUCAUUACCUCGCGAAUCGGCAUUAGGUCAGUCGUGGAUUGUUGUUUUGAGAGAGAUCUAGAUUUUGCGCCAGUGAAGAACAAUGGGGACAUCGGAUGAGAGAGUUGUGGCCGUGAUCAUGGUUGGCGGUCCAACGAAAGGUACUCGUUUUCGUCCAUUGUCGUUAAAUAUUCCAAAGCCAUUAUUUCCAUUAGCUGGCCAACCAAUGGUUCAUCAUCCCAUCAAUGCUUGUAAAAGGAUACCAAAUUUGGCGCAUAUCUAUCUAAUUGGUUUCUACGAGGAGCGUGAAUUUGCACUAUAUGUUUCCUCAAUUUCAAAUGAACUUAGAGUUCCCGUCAGAUAUUUGAGAGAGGAUAAACCACAUGGUUCGGCUGGUGGACUCUACAACUUUAGAGAUUGGAUUAUGGAAGAUAAUCCGUCACAUAUUUUCGUGCUCAAUUGCGAUGUUUGCUGCAGCUUCCCACUGCCUGAGAUGCUUUAUGCUCAUAAACAAUAUGGUGGGAUAGGAACAAUCCUAGUAAUCAAGGUCUCUGCAGAGACUGCCAACCAGUUUGGGGAGCUGGUUGCUGAUCCUGUUACCAAAGAGUUGCUGCAUUAUACAGAGAAGCCUGAAACUUUUGUGAGUGAUCUAAUAAAUUGCGGCGUUUACAUCUUUACGCCAGAAAUUUUUACAGCAAUUGAGGGUGUUUCUAGUCAACGUGCAAAUAAAGCUAACUUAAGACGUCUUUCCAGCUUUGAAGCCCUUCAAUCAGCCACAAGGAGUUUUCCUUCCGAAUUUGUGAGAUUGGAUCAAGACAUUUUAUCACCUCUUGCUGGGAAAAAACAGCUGUACACAUAUGAAACCAAGGACUUUUGGCAACAAAUAAAAACUCCAGGAAUAUCCUUGAAAUGUUCAGAAUUGUAUCUCCACCAAUAUCGGUUCACUUCUCCUCAUCUAUUGACAAAAGGAGGGGAUGACACAAAGAGUCCCCAUAUUGUUGGUGAUGUUUACAUCCAUCCAUCAGCAAAGGUGCAUCCUACUGCUAAGAUUGGUACAAAUGUCUCCAUAUCUGCAAAUGCAAGAAUAGGGCCUGGUGUAAGGCUCAUCGGCUGUAUUAUCCUUGACGAUGUUGAAAUCAAGGAGAAUGCUGUUGUUAUUAAUGCAAUUGUUGGAUGGAAAUCUUCUGUUGGUAGAUGGUCAAGAGUCCAGGCUGUAGGUGACUCUAAUGCAAAGCUAGGGGUUACAAUUCUCGGUGAAGCGGUUACAGUAGAAGACGAGGUUGUGGUGGUGAAUUGUAUUGUUCUUCCUAACAAAACUCUUAAUGUCAGCGUUCAAGAAGAGAUCAUACUAUGAUCGUGCAAAUUGACAUGGUUAUAUUGACAAAAGACUAAUAGAAUUAUAACCAAAACAAAAAUAAUGUAAUUUAAUGUCUUGUGUUGUACUAAGUUUUCAUUUGUUUUACAAAUGAUGAUGUUCCUGUCACAUUUAAAAUGGUUUAUCAUUUGAUAAUUGGUAUGUGAAUUGAAGUAAUAAUAGAUUGAGUUAGAUAUUU
This is a messenger RNA of Impatiens glandulifera, 1756 nucleotides long. RefSeq names its product mannose-1-phosphate guanyltransferase alpha-like. Gene Ontology annotation, biological process: biosynthetic process. Gene Ontology annotation, cellular component: cytoplasm. The transcript is spliced from 15 exons. The record is from RefSeq and is a predicted model, not a curated record. The coding region runs from base 307 to 1557 and encodes 416 amino acids. NCBI's taxonomy places the organism in Eukaryota, Viridiplantae, Streptophyta, Magnoliopsida, Ericales, Balsaminaceae.